AUGCCGAGCCACAAAACGUUCCGCACCAAGCAGAAGCUUGCUAAAGCCCAGAAGCGGAACCGUCCCAUUCCCCAAUGGAUUCGUCUGCGGACCGGAAACACUAUCAGAUGUGGAAAGGCUGGAUUGGGGGGCGGAAAGGAAUGGACGGAAAGGAAGAGAAAUAUUGGAGAAAAGAUGGAAUGGCGGGAUAGAUAUAUGAAAGAACGAGGUGUAGAAAUGGAUGGGGAGAUUCAGUGCCCGAAAAUCGAUGUUUCACCUCCGUUCCAACGACACCGCCCGGUGCAUUGCAAACACCAUGUUCUUCAGAAAAUGUCGCAGAAGAGCUCCAUUGCAAGAUGGAAAUGGGACACCGGUUGCAUAGAAAACGCAAAGAGGAAUAUACUGGCUAACAGAAACCUUUUGUUCCCCAACACAGAUAUAACGCCAAGCGGAGACAUUGGCGCAAGGCUCGUCUCGGCAUUUAGAUGA
This is a messenger RNA of Paracoccidioides lutzii Pb01, 468 nucleotides long. RefSeq lists its product as hypothetical. The transcript has 3 exons. Gene Ontology annotation, molecular function: structural constituent of ribosome. The record is from RefSeq and is a predicted model, not a curated record. Bases 1 to 468 code for a protein of 155 amino acids. Gene Ontology annotation, biological process: translation. Gene Ontology annotation, cellular component: cytosolic large ribosomal subunit; ribosome.